UCUAUUUCUUUCUGUGUGUUUAUACAUAUAUGCAAUUGUACCUGAAGUCAAACACCAUAUAAAGGUUGCUUCUUGGUAUUUUUUACAGAUUCAAGAAACCAAAGACAAGAAUUAGGUUUUUUAAAUUUUUGUAAGUUGAUAUACAGAUAUAUAUAUAUAUAUAUAUAGAUACUAUAGUUGUUGAAAAUGAAGAAGAGAAGCAGUGACUCAUCCAAACUUGAUCGAAAAACUGUGGAAAGAAACCGGAGAAUUCACAUGAAAAGUUUAUGCUUCAAGCUUUCUUCUCUAAUUCCUUCUCAACACUUCAAGGCUUGUGAUAAGGAGCAUUUAUCUCAACAAGAGCAGCUGGAGCAUGCUGCUACAUACAUAAAAGAACUGAGAGAAAGGAUAGAAGAAUUAAAGGGGAGAAAAGAAGAAGCAAUAAUGGAGGAGUCAGGAAGAGGAAAGUACAGAAGCAAUAUUAAUGAUGGAGGAUUAAGCUUACCAAUGGUUGAAUUAAGAGACAUGGGUUCAAGUAUUGAAGUAAAUGUGAUCAGUGGGUUAAACAAGAACUUUAUGUCAUACCAAGUUAUCAGAAUUCUCCAGGAAGAAGGAGCUGAUGUUGUCAGUGCCAGCUUCAACACUGUUGGAGAUAAGAUUUUCCACACUUUCCAUGCUCAGGUCAAAAUUACUAGAGUUGGUGUGGAGACCUCAAGAGUGAGUCAAAGAUUAGAGGAAAUGAUAUGUUUAGGUUCAGCUAAUAUAUGAAGAUAUAAGUUGUGUUGGGUAAUUAAAGAGAAGGGAAUCAUCAAAAUCACCAUGAGAUGUUCUGGGAUUUCUGAUGAUUAAUUACUUCACUUUUCUGCUAGAAGAAAAUUAUAUACAUACAUAUAUAUAUAUAUAUACAUAUGUGUAGUCCCUACCCAGAUGAUAAAUGUCCAC
Messenger RNA from Carica papaya (papaya), 921 nucleotides. RefSeq names its product transcription factor bHLH162-like. Lineage: Eukaryota; Viridiplantae; Streptophyta; Magnoliopsida; Brassicales; Caricaceae. Gene Ontology annotation, biological process: regulation of transcription by RNA polymerase II. Gene Ontology annotation, molecular function: DNA-binding transcription factor activity, RNA polymerase II-specific; protein dimerization activity; RNA polymerase II transcription regulatory region sequence-specific DNA binding. The record is from RefSeq and is a predicted model, not a curated record. Gene Ontology annotation, cellular component: RNA polymerase II transcription regulator complex.